Messenger RNA from Cydia strobilella, 3567 nucleotides. RefSeq names its product DNA topoisomerase 3-beta-1 (gene Top3beta). Gene Ontology annotation, cellular component: nucleus. The record is from RefSeq and is a predicted model, not a curated record. Gene Ontology annotation, molecular function: DNA topoisomerase type I (single strand cut, ATP-independent) activity; DNA binding. The coding region runs from base 61 to 2640 and encodes 859 amino acids. The transcript has 15 exons. Gene Ontology annotation, biological process: DNA topological change. Lineage: Eukaryota; Metazoa; Arthropoda; Insecta; Lepidoptera; Tortricidae.
GAUCGGCAUAUUAUUUUGAUGAUUAUCAAUGUGGGAGCUAGGUUUAUCAAUUAAUACAUAAUGAAAUCUGUAUUAAUGGUGGCUGAAAAGCCAUCGUUGGCUCAGAACUUAGCCAAUAUAUUGAGUAAUGGAAAAUGUACCACUAAUAAAGGAUCAAAUUCUGCAUGUGCUGUUCACGAAUGGAAUGGCACGUUUAAAAAUGAGCCGGUGCAUUAUAAAAUGACCUCUGUAUGUGGUCAUGUGAUGAGUUUGGACUUCACGGGGAAAUACAACAACUGGGACAAGGUGGACCCAGUGGAACUGUUCAGCUGUAGCACGGAGAAAAAAGAAGCGAUGCCGCGUUUGCGGAUUCCGGCGUUUUUAGCCCAGGAGUCUAGGGGCUGUGACUACCUUGUGCUGUGGCUGGAUUGCGAUAAAGAGGGCGAGAAUAUUUGUUUUGAGGUCAUGAGUUGUGUACAGCCUUACAUGAAAGGAGACAUCUGUUCUCCAAAUGUGACCUAUAGGGCCCGGUUCUCCGCUAUUACGGAUAAAGACAUUAAAGCGGCCAUGUUGAGUCUGGUGCGGCCUAAUGAGAAUGAGUCCCGCAGUGUUGACGCUCGACAGGAGCUUGAUUUACGUAUCGGAUGUGCUUUCACUCGGUUUCAGACUAAAUACUUUCAAGGUAGAUACGGUGACUUAGACGCCUCCCUAAUAUCCUACGGGCCAUGCCAGACCCCAACCCUCGGUUUCUGCGUCCAGCGCCACGAUGAAAUCCAGACAUUUAAGCCAGAAACAUACUGGGUGCUGCGAGUAACUGCCUCGACAUCUGAAGGGAGAGAACUGCCGCUAGAAUGGAAGAGAGUGAGGAGCUUCGAUAAGGACAUCGCUAAUAUGUUCUUGUCGGGGAUCAAGGAGAUUAAGGAAGCUCAAGUUAUACAAGUCCAAGCUAAGGAGAAAGUGAAGGCACGACCAACAGCUCUAAAUACCGUGGAGUUAAUGCGAGUGGCCAGUGCUGGGUUAGGAAUGUCUCCACAUGCAGCCAUGCAGCUAGCUGAGCGUUUGUACACUCAAGGUUACAUCUCGUACCCGCGUACUGAAACCACGAGUUAUCCUGAAAACUUUGAUUUGAUGGGCACCCUCCGUCAGCAGCAGAACUCUAACAAGUGGGGCGCCGAAGUACGGGCCCUGGUGUCCGCCGGGAUCAACAAGCCCAAGAAGGGCCACGACGCCGGCGACCACCCGCCCAUCACUCCUAUGCGGCCCGCCUCCGAGUCAGAGCUGGAAGGCGACAUGUGGCGCAUCUACGACUAUAUCACGCGGCAUUUUAUCGCAACUUUAUCGCGCGACUGCAAGUACCUGAGCACCACCAUCACCUUCAAGAUAGGCACGGAGACGUUCAGCUACACUGGCAACACUUUGGUGGACGCUGGCUACACCGAGAUCAUGCAUUGGCAGGCUUUCGGCAAAGACGAGUUCGUGCCUCUGCUGUCAGUGGACGACAUGCUGCGCGCGCACGAGCACCGCCUCGUCGAGUGCCAGACCUCGCCGCCUGACUACCUCACCGAGUCCGAGGUGAUCACUCUGAUGGAGAAGCACGGCAUCGGCACGGACGCGUCCAUCCCCGUGCACAUCAACAACAUCUGCCAGAGGAACUACGUGACGGUCGGCAGCGGGCGCCGGCUCGUGCCCACUAACCUGGGCAUCGUGCUCGUGCACGGCUAUCAGAAGAUCGACCCAGAACUCGUCUUACCAACCAUGCGUUCAGCCGUCGAAGAGCAACUAAACCUCAUCGCAAUCGGGCGAGCCGAUUUCCAAGCAGUCUUAUCCCACACCACCGAGAUAUUCAGAAGAAAGUUCCAGUAUUUCGUCCGCUCCAUUGAGGGCAUGGAUCAACUGUUUGAAGUUAAUUUUUCAUCGUUAAAAGCGAGUGGAAAAGCCUUGAGUAGAUGUGGAAAGUGUCGACGCUAUAUGAGAUAUAUACAGGCAAAACCCACCCGUCUCCACUGCUCGCACUGCGACGACACGUACGGCCUCCCCCAGAACGGAACCGUCCGCAUCUACCGCGAGCUCAAGUGUCCGCUGGACGACUUCGAGUUACUGUCCUGGUCUACCGGCACCAAGGGCAAGAGCUUCCCGCUCUGCCCCUACUGCUACAACCACCCUCCCUUCAGGGACAUGAAGAAAGGGUUCGGCUGCAACUCGUGCACGCACCCGACGUGCGCGUACGGCGUCAACUCGACGGGCGUGUCGGGCUGCGUGGAGUGCGACGCCGGCGUGCUGGUGCUCGACCCCGCCGCGCCAAAAUGGAAGCUCGCUUGCAACAGAUGCGACGUAAUAAUAAACGUGUUCGAAGACGCAAUCCGCGUGUCUGUGUGCGAGCAGCAAUGCUCUCUGUGCGGCGCGCAGCUGGUCACGGCCGAGUACCGGCCGGAAAGGACGCCCUUGCCGGCCGCUCUUACCGAGAUGACUGGCUGUCUCUACUGCGAGCCCGCGUUCAGUUCACAGUUAGAGAAGCACCGCGCGGUGGCGGCGCGCGCGCCGGCGGGGCGGGGACGCGGCGGCGGGGGUGGCGGCGGCAGGGCGGGGGGCGCGGGGCGGGGAAAGCACCGCUCCAAGCCGCCCAAGGACAAGAUGGCGCAGCUCGCCGCCUACUUCGUCUAGGGCAGGGGUCAACAACCCAAGGCUCUUUGGAGGUACGAUUGUGGCUCUACAACCGACCUAAACGAUCACAUUUAAGGAUUUGCCACACUGGAUGCGUUCUGCGGUCAGCGGUCAGGUCAAACCCGAUGAACAACAUUGACAGCAACCUUUGAAGUUGAAGUUUGACCUGACCGCUGCCGGCAGAACGCAUCCAGUGUGGCAAAUCCUUUAGAGUUCUUACACCACUGAAAACAACUGCAGCUCUUUCAGAUUCUUAAAACUGGUGAUUUAUACUGCGGUUGGCUCUUCUCAAAAAUUUGCCGACCCCAGCCGGACUGACAUCAUUGGCGCGACAGUAUACCCGUCUUUUUCUAACUAUGUUAAUAAAAGAGGAACGGGUAGUCUAUCUCGCCGCGAGAUACUGUCGCGUCAAUCAUGUAUUAAUCUGCUAGACCAGGGCCCUAUAUCAUAAAACUUACAAUUACAGGUGACAAGAUUGUAGAUUGAACAAGUUUGUGUACCAGAAAACAUAAUAAUCGACAAAUUUGUAUUAUUCAUUUUUAACAAAUGUGCCAUCCUCAACCAAAAGGGUACUUAUUGUCGGUCGUCAAUAAGGCGCUAUUUCCAUAUAGCUCCAAUUUGAAAUCAACCUUAUCGACAGGCGACAAUGUGGUACCUUUUGGUUGAAAACGUCACAAAUAUGUAAAUUGUAGGAAUAAAUCUACGAUCUCGAUUGUCUUAUGUGGUCCGUUUAGUGGUUGAGGCAGUCUGUCGUCAUAAUCAUAACAUAAGACCACUCAGUUUACACAUCUACUACAGUCGCCAUCAGAUAUAUCGGAGCUGCCGAGGUGCUCAAAAAUAUCUGAACACGCACUCUAACGCCUUGACAAUAGAGGCGUGUUCAGAUAUUUGUGAGCACAUUGGCCGCUCCGAUAUAUCUGAUGGCGA